AUGUCCUCCUCCGGUUUGGAAGUGGUGGAGGACAAAACGAAUGAUAUUAGUGAUGGCGGGGGCAGCGGUGUUAACAGUAGAGCCUUGGAACAUAUAUCAGAAGAAUUAGAUUUGGAUGCAGUAAGUGACACUGAAGACAAACUGCGACUGCUAUUCGUCGAAGCCAAGUCUCGGAUUGAAGCCCUUCUCCAACAGCAGCCGCAAGAUGUUCCAGAAGAAAGUAAAGAUUCAACAAGAAUUAGUGACAUCUCAGCUUCAUCAUCUGCUCACGUAAGACUCCCAAAACUAGACCUCAUCACGUUUGAUGGUUCUCCUCUACAGUGGGUAAGUUUCAUCAACUUAUUUGACACUAGCAUCCAUCUGAAUGAAAGCAUUUCAAACGUCACUAAAUUUCAAUAUCUUCUCAGCAAGCUCAAAAAUGAACCACUAAAUCUCGUAAAAGCUUUCAGUAUCACUUCAGCCAAUUACUCAAUUGCCUAUCAGCUCCUCAGAGACAGAUACCACAACACCCGAAGGUUAACUACACUUCACCUAAACAAACUGAUCGACCUACCGGACAUUUCCUCUACCUCAAACAAAUGUCUCAGAACGUUCCUCAACUUGUUUUAUGAACACACAGAAGCACUUAAAGCUCUUGACUGUGACAUUACUUCUAACUCUAACCCUCUGUUGUCCACCAUACUCUUACGAAAACUAGACAAUGACCUUCUAAAACAACUAGAGGCUUUUAGAAUUAAUAUAAAAUGCGAAACACAUUCUCUACCAGAAGUAGUCGAAAUAGUCAAGUUUCUUAAUCAAGAGUGUAACCAAAUGGAAGACGCUGUGUUACAUACCAAGUUUGCUCAAAGUACGAACAACCACAAUUCAAAUUUUAAACCCAAAUCUUUCACAUCCAAGCCCUCUUUCAUUCAAGCUCAGAAAGUUACAAUGGUCUCUACUCCAACUCCAUCAAAUCAAGACAACUCAAAAAAUCCUUUCUCAUUUCCCUGCUUUGUCUGCUCAUCAACUGGCCACAAGGUUUAUGCUUGUCCUAGCUUUCUCUCUCUUUCUUCAAAUGAACGUUGUGAAACCGUAAAGGACAACAACAGAUGUGUCUCUUGCCUCGGAAAACAUGAUGUUAAAACAUGUAAGUCUAAAGCAUCUUGCUUCAAAUGCCACAAACGUCAUCACACCUUACUUCAUUUUGAACAUGACAAGACAUCUCAAGGUUCUACAUCAUCACAACCAUCAACCACUCAUGUUUCGAAUGAAAAACCUACCGUAUCUCUUUGCUCACAGGAAGCCAGUCCUGCUAAUCAAAUCCCUAAAACUGUAAUUUUAGGCACAACACUGGUUAAAGUUACUGCUCAAAAUAACGUUUCUCAUGUGUUCAGAGCAUUGAUUGAUAGUGGCAGCAUGUGUGAUUUUAUUAGUGAAAAAACUGCUCAACUACUGAAUGCACCUCGUUUCAAAUCCAACUUACAAGUAGUUGGUCUUUCUCAAUCUCCAACUCUCACAAAGGGUAUUGUGAACCUCACUGAUAACACACUGGCAGGAAAAUUAGUUGCAUCCAACCAUGAAGUGCACAUACUUGAUAAAAUAUCUGUCAAUCUCCCUAGAUCUCAAAUAUCACAAAGAGUUCUAUUGAAAGUAAAACCUUACCCCCUUGCUGAUCCCAGCUUCCACUUAUCAGGGCCCAUUGACAUGCUGAUCGGAGCUUCUCUCUUCCCUCUUCUUUUAACGAAUGAAAACUAUUCUCUCGGCCCUAACAUGCCUAACAUGAUGGGAACUCACUUUGGCUUUGUUGUUAUGGGGAAUGCACCUUGUUCAACCGAUUCCCAGCCUGCCAACACUCCAUCCAUCUCUCUGCUCUCAACGGUUGACAACGAAUUGCAUAACUCUCUACAGAAAUUUUGGAAAUUAGAGGAAUUAUCUGUACCCUCAAAGAUAUCGGUUGAAGAGCAACAGUGUGAAGAUCUGUUUAAAGCUACCCACUCUAGGGACGAAAAUGGCCGUUACUUAGUUCAGCUACCAUUUAAAGAAAAUCAUCCACCUUUAGGAUCUUCCAAACUCAUCGCAGAACGACGUUUUCACUCACUUGAACGACGUUUUACACUCUCUCCUGAUUUGUAUAAAGCUUACUCUGACAAUAUAAAUGAACACAUCUCUCAAGGUCAUAUGGUAAAACUACCUCAUCUAGAUAUCAACUCUCCUCACUAUUUCUUGCCACACCAUGCAGUUGUGAAACCAUCCAGUACCUCAACUAAACUCCGAAUCGUUUAUGAUGCAAGCUGCAAAACCAGCUCUGGAAUUUCCCUAAUGAUUCUCUCAUGA
Macrosteles quadrilineatus (aster leafhopper) is the source of this 2313-nucleotide messenger RNA. RefSeq lists its product as uncharacterized. Lineage: Eukaryota; Metazoa; Arthropoda; Insecta; Hemiptera; Cicadellidae. The record is from RefSeq and is a predicted model, not a curated record. Bases 1 to 2313 code for a protein of 770 amino acids. The transcript is spliced from 2 exons.